Messenger RNA from Panicum virgatum (switchgrass), 2215 nucleotides. Its product is annotated as galactoside 2-alpha-L-fucosyltransferase-like. Gene Ontology annotation, cellular component: membrane; Golgi apparatus. NCBI's taxonomy places the organism in Eukaryota, Viridiplantae, Streptophyta, Magnoliopsida, Poales, Poaceae. The transcript has a single exon. Gene Ontology annotation, biological process: xyloglucan biosynthetic process; cell wall biogenesis. The coding region runs from base 202 to 1857 and encodes 551 amino acids. Gene Ontology annotation, molecular function: galactoside 2-alpha-L-fucosyltransferase activity. The record is from RefSeq and is a predicted model, not a curated record.
UCAGAAACUGAACAGUCAAAUUUACCAGCAAUGUCAGCUCUACCGAUACAAGUGGUCCAAAGAUUAUACUAGUUUUGGUUCGUUGGCUAAAAAUGCUGCACGAUCGUCCUCGAAUUCGUCGAAAUUCAGCUGGAUCAUAUCUGCUGCACGGGGCACACAGUUUCAACUCCACUGCAGUUUCGUCAGCAGAGGUGACGAUCGAUGGACAUGGAGAUGAGUAGUGGAGCCGUGCCAAAGCUGGAGCAUCCGCCGGCAAGGGAGGCGAGGCGCUGCCGGGUGCUGCUCGUCGCCGGGCUGGUGGCGCUGCCGCUCCUCGCGUUCUUCGUCGUCGGCCAGGAGAGCGCGACGACGGUCUGGGAGAUGGCGAGUGCCAAGUUCACCGGCGCCAUGAAUGACGCCGCCGGUAAUGCAACCAGUGGAAGAGCCGACGAGCUCCUCGGCGGGCUGCUGGCGCCGGGCAUGCGCCGCCGGUCGUGCUGGAGCCGGUACGAGACGUGGCGGUACUACAAGCACUUCCCCUACGCGCCGUCGCCGCACCUCCUGCGCAAGCUCCGCGCCUACGAGGCACGCCACAGGCGGUGCGCCCCCGGCACGCCGCUCUACGCCAGGUCCGUCGAGCAGCUCCGGUCCGGCCGCAGCGCCGACGAGGCCAUGGAGUGCAACUACAUAGUCUGGCUCCCCUUCGACGGCCUCGGCAACCGCAUGCUGUCCAUGGUCAGCGGCUUCCUCUACGCGCUCCUCACCGACCGCGUCUUCCUCGUCGCCCUGCCGCCGGACUCCGCCGACCUCUUCUGCGAGCCCUUCCCGGGCACGACGUGGCUGCUCCCGCUGGAGGACUUCCCCGUCGCCAACCUUUUCGGGCUCGGGCACAACCCGGAGCAGUCGUACACGCGCCUCCUCAGCAGGAAGAAGAUCGUCGUCGACAGCGACCCGGUGAAUAACGCGACGGCGCCGCCCGUGCCGGCGUACGUGUACCUGAGCCUGGGGUACCAGCUGACAGAUAGGAUCUUCUUCUGCGGCGAGCACCAGCUCGCGCUCGGCAAGGUGAAGUGGCUGCUGCUGUACAGCGACCUCUACUUCGUGCCGUCGCUGUACCCGAUCGCCGGGUUCCGGGACGAGCUCCGGCGGCUGUUCCCGGCCAGGGAGAGCGCGUCCCACCUCCUGCUCCGGUACCUGCUCCACCCGACCAACCCCGUGUGGGGCCUGGUCACCAGGUACUACCACGCGUACCUGGCUCCGGCGACGCGGAGGAUCGGCGUGCAGGUCCGGAUGUUCGGCUUCGCCUCCGUCCCCGUCGACGACAUGUACAACCAGAUCCUUGCGUGCUCCCGGCAGGAGCGCGUCCUCCCAGAAAUCGACGACGAUGGCGGCGCGGCGGCAGGCACCGGCAGCAAGACCUCCACGGCGAUCCUGAUCGCGUCGCUGUACCCCGACUACUACGAGCGGCUGAGGGCGAGGUACUACGAGCACGCGGCGGCCAAGGGCGGCGCGUGGGUGGGCGUGUUCCAGCCGACGCACGAGGAGCGGCAGGCGACGGAGAACCUGGCGCACAACCAGAGGGCGCUGGCGGAGAUCUACCUGCUGAGCUUCUCCGAGGAGCUGCUCACCUCCGGGCUGUCCACGUUCGGGUACGUGAGCAGCAGCCUCGCCGGCGUGCGGCCGGUGAUCCUGCUCACCGCGUUCGACCACAAUGUCCCCGCGACGCCGUGCCGGCAGGCCGUGUCCAUGGAGCCGUGCAACCUCACGCCGCCCCGGGACGUGGAGUGCCGGCGGGGCGGGGCCGUCGACGGGGACGACGUGGCCCGCCACGUCAGGGUCUGUGAGGACUUUCACAACGGGGUAAAGUUGUUUGACUAGGUUGCAGCGUCGUUGACUUUUCUUGGUCGUUGCUGCUUAGGCUGGUCUUAGGAGUUUUAUGGUAUUAUUAAAACACAUGCCACAUCAUCAUUUUUGUUGAGUUGGCGAAGUAAUUAGGAGAGGAGAGGUGAAAAGUGUUUUAUGGUGAUGAAAUGUUGUUGGUCCAGUUACCAAGUCGCACGACACGGAACGAAACUCCCAUUCAGAUCAAAUUCGUUUAGAUCAUUUUUUUUAAAAGAUCGUUUAGAUCAUUUAAACUUGUAGCCUCCUUUCUUGCCCAGCAACAAUUGAGGGUACUCCGGUACUGUAAAUUUGUUCACAUUUAGGUAUCAUUACAUCUACUUCUAUUUAGAUCAUU